Molecule: messenger RNA, 672 nt
Organism: Microsporum canis CBS 113480
Lineage: Eukaryota; Fungi; Ascomycota; Eurotiomycetes; Onygenales; Arthrodermataceae
Product: SesA
Exons: 1
Coding region: 1-672 (223 amino acids)
Source: RefSeq, a predicted model, not a curated record
AUGUCAGACGUCGACAUCCCCACCUUGAUCAUGAUCACAAUCAUCCCCUUAAACUCCGCCACGGAAUGGUACAAUACUGUCAAAGAUGACAAGAAUCUUCGAGAGGCCUUCCAUGGAGCAGGCCAGGGCGUGCUCCUCGUCAAGAAGGCUCUCGACGCCACCAAGGCUCAACCAGAUGGAUGCAGCCUAUCCGGAGAGCCCGCUAGCGUCCGGAGCUCACUGCUGGCCUGCAACGCAAAAUCAAAGUCGGUUGAGAGCAUAUUCAAGGAAGUUGCUCUAGCACCGAAGGACUCGAGAUACGACCGUUACCAAGCGGCAGUGAGACGAGAGGGCAAGGGAGACGCGGUAGAGACUUUGGUGGGAGGCAUGAUGGAGGAUGUCUGUGAUAUGGUCAAGGGUAGCACAAUCGAGGCAGCAAUGGAAUCCCACGUCAAGGAACUGCGCGAAGCCAUCGAGAAACUGUCGAAGAUGGAGCCAUCCAUGCCAAGCGAGCCACGGCAGGACAGCAAAUACGUCCAUUAUGGCUCUGGCGACCAAUUCAACGCCCCAGGAGGCACCCAGAACAAAAGCUCGGGAAAUGGGAAUCAUUUCCCUGGGGCAACGAUCACCGGAAACCUGAAUUUUGGCCACAUUCCAGCCGUCGAGGACAGCAAGAACCUACUCUCUAAAUAA